Messenger RNA from Cuscuta campestris, 1677 nucleotides. NCBI's taxonomy places the organism in Eukaryota, Viridiplantae, Streptophyta, Magnoliopsida, Solanales, Convolvulaceae. The record is from the annotation of a GenBank genome assembly.
AAGCACGCUAGAGGGCUCGCCAGUCUGGGAGGAUACUCACCGACCCUGGUGGAGGGUAUUGCCGGCAGCCCUACCGCGUGCUCGCCGGGAAGAUCCCCAUUGUUCUUCACACUAACUCGCUGGUGGUCCGGACUCUAGCUCGCCAUCCACCGAGAAGAUCCCGCUGUUCUUCAUGGUUUGCCGGAGGAAGGAGGAGGCUCGUUGGACCUGGUUGUGGACCGACGGAAAGAGUGGCUCGCCGGAGAGGUUUGUCGGGGAUGACCGGACCGAUAGAGAGGACCGCCAGAGGAAGUGGGAGCUCGUCGGAGGGCCGCCGCUGCUGUCCGUGGCUCGCCUGAAUAAGUGGGAGCUCGUCGGAUGGCCACCGCAGAUGUCCGUGUCUUGCCGGAAGAAGUGGAGCUCGGCGGAGGCCCGCCGUUGCCGUCCGUCGAGAAGGUGGCUCUGCCGAGGGCUGGUGGCUGCUCUCCAUGGUCGCCCAAGGCCAGAAGGAGCUCCCCACUUCUCUCCGGAAGUGAGCCACACUGGAAGGCUCGCCGAAAAGGACCCGCCGUUGUCCAAUGUCUCAAAAUGGCUUCUCCAGAUCUGGGCGGUCAAUCAACAUGAUGCAGAAGAGUAGGGAGUUUGUUUUUUCUCUUCUGCCCUUUUCCCUUCAACCUCUCUCUCUCCCUCUUUUUUGUUUUGUCUUUUUUUACUUUCUCAACCCACUUUUUUUUCUCCAUUACGGACUCGGAGCACAAAAGCUUUUUGUGACGGGUCCCACGGAUGGCGCCAGUGAUGGAAACUAUCAAGAAGAAUCUUUAUUUGAAGGUCGAUUGGAAUCUACGUCCUUGAAGAAGAUCUUUGAGAAGGUGUAACAAGCCGUGGAGAUAGACGCAAACCGAGUUUGUCGUCAAGUCAUUCGUAAGUAGACAAAUCAAUACAUUAGAAGGUUCUGUUGUGAUUGAUUGUGUAAUUCUUACGGUGAUUUAGUGGAAGGGCUAUUACACGGACGUGGGCCUUGCAGACGCCCAAAGUUUUAUUCCGGCCCAUACUUGUAAAUAUAAAAAAUCUCCAAAACCUAAUACCUUAUUUCCGCCACUUCGACCAUCUAAUUUCUUGCCUACGUCUUCAUCUCUUUCUCUCAUAUUCUUCUAUCUCUGCGUCUCCAUCUCUUUGUCUUCGAUUUCCUUAUACGCCGAUUCUUCUUGUCGGUGCAUAAAUGGCCUUAUGUGCUAUUGAUAUUUUUAGUCAAUGGAUUGUUUGGAUGAUUAUACGUUUUGUUUUGAUUUAAUAUAUUUUUUUCCAUUUUCCAUUAAGAUCUGGAACAUCUUCAAACGCGCCAUCGGUGUGAGGUCAACAAACUGGUACGUUCAUACCGGAUCUUUGCUUUGCUGCUGGGAUAUGAUUCUGCUUGCGAUGUUUUUUUUUGUUCUUAAUGGUUUUCUUAAUUUGAAUUUGAAGCGAUUAAUCGGCUAUAGGAUCAGGGAGCGUAUUGCCUGCACUAAUUUCUCUGUUCUGUAUUUUUUCGGUUUGUGUUCGAAAAUUACUUUUUAAUCGUGGUAUUAAAUUUAAUUAAUUUUUAAGAAUUUUGUUUUAGUGCUUUUCCCUCUGCUGAACCCUAAACAGACCCAACCAUGAUUGUUUUAGUAAAGCAUAUUUUUAAUUAUAGCCUUUUGAUUAUAAAUCUUACUGUUUAAA